Messenger RNA from Physella acuta, 344 nucleotides. RefSeq names its product schistosomin-like. NCBI's taxonomy places the organism in Eukaryota, Metazoa, Mollusca, Gastropoda, Physidae. The record is from RefSeq and is a predicted model, not a curated record.
GCUCGUCACCCAACUCUUGCAGUACUCACCUAGACGCCAGCUCUACCAAGAUGAUCAAAGAAGUUUUUCUCCUCUCUCUCGUCGUCUGUGCCGUCCUAGCAACAGAAAACUACUGGUGCCCUAAGUCAGGCGACGCAUUCCAAUGUUUCGAGUCAGCUAAACAAGCCAGAUUUUGUUUGUCUAAUGGCCAGGAGACAAAAACUAUUUGCGGCAAAUGCAGGAAGAAGUUCGAAUUUUGCAGAAACGGCAUGAAAUCCUCCACCAGACCAGAUGUUGACUGUGGCCGAAGUUGGCAGAGUACACCAUGUACAGAUGACAUCUCCGAGGUUCCUACCGUUUUCUAA